AUGAACAACCUCACGGGUUCAAUCCCUGUAUCUAUAGGAAACUUGAGCAACUUAGCUAGUUUGUACCUUUAUAACAACGUGCUCAGUGGUCAUAUCCCAGACGGCCUGUGCUUUAAUGGAUUGUUGGUUAAUUUUUCUCUAAGUGAUAAUAAUCUCAUAGGUCCUAUCCCAAAAAGCUUGAGAAAUUGCUCUACCUUAUUCAGAGUUAGGCUUGAUAGAAACCAACUUUUGGGAAAUAUAUCAGAAGAUUUUGGUAUAUACCCAAACUUGAUUUACAUUGAUUUGAGUUAUAACAAUUUUUAUGGUGAGGUAUCACAAAAAUGGGGAAAGUGCAAUGUUUUGACUUGUCUGAAAAUGUUCAACAAUAAUAUUUCUGGUGAGAUACCACUUGAAAUAAUGGAUUCAACUCAAUUACGCCUCCUUGACCUCUCUUCAAAUGACCUAGUUGGACAAAUCCCAGUGAAAUUGGGAAGGAUGGUUUCACUAUUCAAGCUUAAGCUAGAUGAUAACCAUCUAUUAGGCAAUAUUCCUCCAGAUUUCAGCAAGUUGUCAAAUCUAGAGAUCCUUAAUUUGGCAGCAAAUGAUUUGAGUGGUUCAAUCCCUAGAGCACUUGAAAAGUGUAAGAAACUUUGGAACUUGAAUUUGAGCAAUAAUAGAUUUGGGGAAAGCAUUCCUUCUGAAAUAGGUCAUGUGCAUAACCUUCAAAUUCUUGAUCUUGGUCAUAAUUUGCUAAGACGUAAGAUACCACAGCAGAUUGGAGAAUUGCAAAUGUUAGAAACAUUGAAUCUCUCCCACAAUGAACUCUCUGGUUUCAUUCCAUCAUCUUUUGAUAAUAUGUUAGGUUUGACAUUGAUAGAUUUAUCUUUCAAUCAGUUGGAUGGUCCUAUUCCUAACAUCAAAGCCUUCCGAGAGGCUCCAUUUGAGGCACUUAGAGGUAAUAAAGGUUUAUGUGGUAAUGUUACUAGUUUGAAGACUUGCCCGCAAAUAAUAAACAAUGGGGUUGCUACAAAAAAGAGUAGCAAAGUUGUAUUACUAAUUGUUCUUAUUUUUGCUUUUCUAUUCUUUUACUAA
Camellia sinensis is the source of this 1071-nucleotide messenger RNA. The record is from RefSeq and is a predicted model, not a curated record. Lineage: Eukaryota; Viridiplantae; Streptophyta; Magnoliopsida; Ericales; Theaceae.